AUGCAAGAGUGGCGAUCACCUUCAGAAAGAGGAAAGAACAAGGUCAUGUAGUUUAUUCCAGGGUCGUAUCUGUGGACCCGAAAGUCAUUUCUCUGUGUCCUGCCUGCUUACCCCUCUCUUCGUCCCUGAGAUAGUGGCCGGCAUGGCAGCCAUGGGGCCUGCCCUGGGAGGCGCCUACGUGGACCCGACACCCAUCGCCAAUCGUGUUAUCAGCGCGGAUGCAAUAGAAGGUAACAGCCCGGCUCGGGAUCCUUCCUGUCACAUUUUUCAGGACUCAUUUCACUUGCAGAUUCACACCCACUCUGGAGGUGUGGCCCCCCUUGCAUGCUGCUUCCAGGGGUCCAUUGGACGGGGAUUACUGCAGCCACGGGCACCUGCCAUGAGGAGAGAAAAGCCCUGACCGCCUACAGCCCGGCCGUGCUGGCGCUCCAUGAUGUGCUGAAGCAGCAGCUGAGCCUGACGCAGCAGUUCAUCCAGGCCAGCCGGCACCUGCACGCCUCCCUCCUGCGCUCCCUGGACACGGACUCCUUCCACUACCACACCCUGGAGGAAGCCAAAGAGUACAUUAGGUGCCACAGACCUGCCCCACUGACCAUGGAGGAUGCCCUGGAGGAGGUGAACAAGGAGCUGUGAGCACCAGCAGGUGGAGCUUGACGUGACAUCUAACAAAAGCAAAGCACCGCAGCUUCCCAGCGUUACCAGCGCAGCACUUAAGACAGGAUCUUACGGCGGGGUGGGGCUCCUGGAUCGUGACCGGCGUCUUCUUCCUGGGGAGUAUGACUUGGACCGGGACCGCGACUGGGACCGGGAGCGGCUUCUGGAGGAGCGCGACCUGCUCCGACUUCUGCAGGGAAGGGUGCCCAAGGGUCAGCAGCAGCCAGGCGUCGUGGGGAGGCCACAGGAAGAGGCCUCAGGCACUGCCCUCCUGAGGCAGCCUCUGCCUACCUAGAUCUGGAGCGGGAGUAGGAACGGGAGCAGGAGCGCGACCUUGACCUUGAGUACGAGCCUGAAGACUUGGAGGAUCUUGAGUUGGAGCGGGAGGAAGAACGCCCUCGACUCUUCGAUCUGCUCCGAGACCUCGAGGGUCCGCUGCGGGGAGAGGCCUGAUGAUCGGGUGCCCCAGUGGGUGGGCGCCCACCCUGGCCCUCAGGUUCCUGGAUGACCCCAGAUGCAGGGGCUCUGGCUGUGGAUGUGGCGCCAUAGCCACAGCAAUGGUAUCAAGUUCCUAAAUAGUGUGGCCAAGCCUGCUGCUGUGUGAAUUCAGGCCUUGUGGAAAACACCGCCCCAUAGGCACAGGCUGUGUGAGGGCGGACGUGAUGAGCGUUAUCUGGGGUCUGCUCCCACCCAUCACAAGCUGUGGGGCCUGGCCGCCCGGCCACUGCAGACGUCUGCGCUUUUACCUGUUCCUCUUCUCCUGGCCUUUCCUCCGCCGGGCCCGCAUUUUUGCUCGGAAGAACUCAUAGAGGCCGUUCUGCUCCCAGCCUUCACUGUAAGACACGGCAUUCCCUGUGUGACCACGUGACACCCACCCACAAGGAACUUGUGAAAAAGUCAUCAGGAGUUAAUCCACAGGACCUUGGAGAGUACAUGGCCCUGUGGCUGUGGACUCCGAGCAUGGGCGCAGUAGAGCUUGGUUCAGCAUUCCCACAGGGCUGUCCUCCUGUAGCCCAGUGGCUCUAGUGUCCACGCCCUUGCCACCCUGCUGUUCCACUGAGGUGGUGGGGACCCAUGGUCUGUGGAACUGGGGAACAGGAACACUGACUCAUGGGUGCACAGGCCUGCAGCCCAGCAUAGGAAGGAGGGGUGACCACUGGAAAGGGUAAGCUGAGGGCCCUGUGGCAGCCGGCUGCUUGAGACGUGCCGCCAUGCCACACCUUCCCUAAGUUCUUCUGAUGUGUCUCCAUUAAAAUGCUCUUCAUUGAGGGCCACGUGUGUGCUGUG
Nomascus leucogenys (northern white-cheeked gibbon) is the source of this 1941-nucleotide messenger RNA. RefSeq names its product chromosome 10 C19orf44 homolog (gene C10H19orf44). The record is from RefSeq and is a predicted model, not a curated record. Lineage: Eukaryota; Metazoa; Chordata; Mammalia; Primates; Hylobatidae. The transcript is spliced from 4 exons. Bases 325 to 633 code for a protein of 102 amino acids.